AUGAACUUGACUGCAAUCUGUGAACGCAACUAUGAGCCCCAUCAGCGCGCCAGGUUGACUCAGGGGCCUGUUCCAUCCGUGCCUACGGUUGUAUGUCUGUCAUUGCGUCAAGUGCUCACCUGUGCGAACCUGCGAGGCCGCAAGCCAGCACGUCAACGUGCACAUUCGUGCGUUUUACUCACUGAUCGACUCAGUGGCAGACGAAAGAGGGAGCUCGGCCAAGUUGCCUCUCGAAUGAAGAUCGCCGAGCGUCUUGACAUCCUGUCGUUAUCGUUGUUACUUGAAGGUAAAGGCACAGAGGCCAAGCGACCCAGAGAUGGUGGCCAUGCCAACUUCUAUUCUAUUUGUCCAUCCAUCCACCCGUAUCCAGCUCUCUGUCCACGUAUAAUUGCCCUCAGUUUAGAUUCCGCCGCCUUAACUCUAGCCACAAUGACGCCAAUCCGACAUUGGUUGCAUUCUCCUCGUCUGUCCGUCUCUCUGCGAGUCUGUCUGCGUCGAGCUAUCCGAGUGUCGGCGCCCGGCUCUCGCCACGAUCGUCUCCACCAAUCCAUCCUCAGGGGCCUUGACACCAAAAGCGCGCAACUACGCGCCACUCGAACAAUCGAUACAGUGCGCACAAGCACACACACACACACACACACAUUUGAAUAC
Protopolystoma xenopodis is the source of this 651-nucleotide messenger RNA. The record is from the annotation of a GenBank genome assembly. NCBI's taxonomy places the organism in Eukaryota, Metazoa, Platyhelminthes, Monogenea, Polystomatidea, Polystomatidae.